AUGAUUGAGGACUUGAACGUCACUAGUUUUUCUAGUGAGGAAGAAGAGGAAAAGUUCAUGUUUCCAUUUGAACAAGAAGACGAUGCGUUUUUUCUUUCAUUUCGACUACAUAGUCAAGGGUCCAAUAUCUUUCAUCCCAUUGACGGGGUGGAUAUCGAACGUCCCGCGAAUCCAUUAGUAGCCAUUUUAGAAUAUCAAGAAAUUGUUGAGAGUCGAAAAGAGGUGUCACAAAAGGAGCCUAUGGAGGAAAAACUAGUGGCGGUUACUCCAGUUCCCAGGAGUCGUAAGCGCAAGAUGCUCCAAUUGCCCAAUGCUCCUGUUCAGAUUAUCCGUCCAGUGGCCAAGAGACUUAAGUCCAGUGUCUAUGAACAUGGUGCUAUAGCACCUGCAUCACUUAUGGGAAGCUUGUCUCUUGAUCGGACAAGAGAUGGAAAAGGUUGUCAUUUAGUAGAGAACAACAAGACGGACAAGGCCAAAGCUCCGUGCUGUUCAGCUUCUAUCAACAUUCCCAAUAUGUUCCAGCCUAUUAUCUGGCCUGGAGAUGCCUUGGUAUCUCAUAACACGGAGAGAGACGGCAGCCCUUCAUGCUCAUCCUCGUCCUCGUCCAAGUCGUGGACUAGUGGUCUUGAGCUCGUUUGUCGACGCAGUCUAGACGUGUCGUCUCCAGUGUGUGAGUGCUUUAAUGACUUGGCGCUUACCUCGUCGAUUGGAAGCUGCAAAGGAUCGUGA
Messenger RNA from Peronospora farinosa, 729 nucleotides. The record is from the annotation of a GenBank genome assembly. Lineage: Eukaryota; Oomycota; Peronosporomycetes; Peronosporales; Peronosporaceae.